This is a messenger RNA of Oryza sativa Japonica Group (Japanese rice), 1514 nucleotides long. The record is from RefSeq and is a predicted model, not a curated record. NCBI's taxonomy places the organism in Eukaryota, Viridiplantae, Streptophyta, Magnoliopsida, Poales, Poaceae.
AUGCUGCCUCGCACCGCCUUGCCCACGCUUUAUAUAGAGAGGUUUUCUCUCCAUUAAUCGCAUAGCGAGUCGAAUCGACCGAAGGGGAGGGGGAGCGAAGCUUUGCGUUCUCUAAUCGCCUCGUCAAGAUGCAGAUAUUCGUUAAGACCCUCACUGGCAAGACCAUCACCUUGGAGGUUGAGUUCUCCGAUACGAUUGACAAUGUGAAGGCUAAGAUUCAGGACAAGGAGGGCAUCCCUCCGGACCAGCAACGCCUUAUCUUCGCUGGCAAGCAGCUUGAGGAUGGGCGUACUCUCGCGGAUUAUAACAUCCAGAAGGAGUCCACCUUGCACCUUGUCCUCCGCCUUCGUGGAGGCAUGCAAAUAUUCGUGAAGACCCUCACCGGCAAGACCAUUACCCUGGAGGUCGAGUCCUCCGACACGAUCGAUAAUGUGAAGGCCAAGAUCCAGGACAAGGAGGGAAUCCCACCAGACCAGCAGCGUCUCAUCUUUGCUGGGAAGCAGCUCGAGGAUGGCCGCACCCUUGCAGACUACAACAUCCAAAAGGAAUCCACCCUGCACCUUGUCCUGCGCCUCCGGGGCGGUAUGCAGAUCUUUGUGAAGACCCUUACUGGCAAGACGAUCACCUUGGAGGUUGAGUCCUCUGACACGAUCGACAAUGUGAAGGCCAAGAUCCAGGACAAGGAGGGUAUUCCACCAGACCAGCAGCGGCUCAUCUUCGCUGGCAAGCAGCUUGAGGACGGCCGCACCCUUGCUGACUAUAACAUCCAGAAGGAGUCCACCUUGCACUUGGUCCUCCGCCUUCGUGGAGGUAUGCAGAUCUUCGUGAAGACCCUCACCGGCAAGACCAUCACCCUGGAGGUUGAGUCGUCUGACACGAUCGACAAUGUGAAGGCCAAGAUCCAGGACAAGGAGGGUAUUCCACCAGACCAGCAGCGCCUCAUCUUCGCUGGCAAGCAGCUUGAGGAUGGUCGCACCCUUGCAGAUUACAACAUCCAGAAGGAGUCCACCCUGCACCUUGUCCUGCGCCUUCGUGGAGGUAUGCAGAUCUUCGUGAAGACCCUCACUGGCAAGACCAUCACUCUGGAGGUUGAGUCCUCUGACACCAUCGACAACGUGAAGGCCAAGAUCCAGGAUAAGGAGGGCAUCCCUCCAGACCAGCAGCGCCUCAUCUUCGCCGGCAAGCAGCUCGAGGAUGGCCGCACCCUUGCCGACUAUAACAUCCAGAAGGAGUCCACCCUGCACCUUGUCCUGCGCCUCCGUGGUGGUCUCUGAGCGUGUGCUGUGGUGCAGCAUUGGACUUCAUUAUACCUAUGCCGCUCGUCUGUCAUAUCAUCGUGUCAUGGUUGUGUUGUGUUCUGGUUUAGAGUCCCUAAGUUGUGUUGAUACUAUUAUCCAUACUAGUACAAUUUGCUUCACUGUGCAUCGGUACCAAUCGAUGAUAUUAUCAUUCUACUUCUGUUAAUGUUUCUGAGAUGUUUGAUCCGAGAUGAGAUUCUGUUUGUGCAUUGCUCA